Messenger RNA from Monopterus albus (swamp eel), 1635 nucleotides. RefSeq names its product keratin, type 1, gene c5 (gene krt1-c5). Gene Ontology annotation, molecular function: structural molecule activity. Gene Ontology annotation, cellular component: cytoskeleton. The record is from RefSeq and is a predicted model, not a curated record. NCBI's taxonomy places the organism in Eukaryota, Metazoa, Chordata, Actinopteri, Synbranchiformes, Synbranchidae. The transcript has 9 exons. Bases 94 to 1386 code for a protein of 430 amino acids.
UGAAAUCUAUUCCAGCAACAACAGUCACUCGAAACCUGACCUAGCAGCACAAAACAAGAAGACCUGCUGGAGAACUGAGCUUGAUUGGACACCAUGGCGUCAACCUUCUCUGUGCGCAGCCACUCUGUACGCCAGCCUUCCUUUUCCAGCAUGUCUGUGAGGGACAGUGGACGCAGCAUGCGCUCCAAGGCUCCUGUCUCUGCUCUGUCCAUGGUCAGCACCUUCCCUCUGUCUCGUUCUGUCUCAGUGGGCAACGGCCUCAACAUGCUGAGCUCCAACUUCUCCUUGAAUGGCCUCGGUGUUGGUGCCAGUGAGAAAGAGACCAUGCAGGGCCUGAAUGACCGGCUGGCCAUCUACUUGGACAAGGUGCGCUUGCUGGAGAGGUCCAACACUGAACUGGAGGUGAAGAUCAAGCAGCUGAUGAUAGAGAGGGCUCCAAAAGGACAUGACAUUGAGGGGAUGAUGGCCCAGGCACAUGCCAUUGGGCAGGAGGUGAGAAAGAAAACACUGGAAAAUGCCCGAAUCAUGCUGGAGAUCGAUAACGCCAGGCUGGCAGCCGAUGACUUCAAGGUCAAAUGGGAGGCAGAGGCCACCUUGUGCCAGUCAGUGGAGAGGGACUGUCAGGCACUGAAGAGAGCGAAGUCUGACCACGACCAGAUCAUCGCCACUCUGCGAGGAGACCUGGACAGCCUGAAGGAGGAGCUCUAUUUCCUCAAGAAGAAUCAUGACGAGGAGAUGAACUCCCUCAAAUCACGUCUGGCCAACGAGCAGGUGAAUGUGGAGGUGGAUGCAGCUCAGGGUCCUGAUCUAGGGGCCAUAAUAGCUGAGCUGAGGGUCCAGUAUGAGGGUAUCGCUCGCAAGAACAAGGAGGAGGCCGAUGCCUGGUACCUCAAGAAGUUAGAAGCAGUGCAGUCAGAAGUCAAAGAAAGCAAUGAGGCUUUGCACUGUGCCCAAGCUGAGCUCAGUGAGAGACGACGUUUCCUACAGGCUCUGGAGGUUGAGCUCGACAGUCUUCGCAAACAGGUUAGUGUAUUGGAAGGAAACCUGGGUGAAACAGGGCACAAGUACUCUGUGGAGAUGGACCGUCUUCAGACCACGCUGACCCACCUGGAGGAUGAACUGUCUCAGUUACGUUUGGACAUGCAACGCAACAAGACUGACUAUGAACAGCUGCUGCGCAUCAAACAGAACCUGGAGAUGGAGAUAGCCACGUACAGGAGGCUGCUGGAAGGAGAGGAAAUGGUGAAAGAAACACCUCCACCUCCUAAAAAAGAACCUGAAGUAAGGACCAGGAAGAUUGUAAAAGUUGUUACCCAGACCAUGAUCAAUGGAAAGGUUGUAGAUGAGUCCAGUGAGGUGGAACAGAUUGAGGAGCGCAAGAAAUAAGCCAAAGUGUGUGCAGAGAUGGAGGAGUAAUGAUGCUUAGAGCCAAAGUGCCCGCUGGUGAAAUUUUUGUUUGGUGAAACGUUUGUUUUACAUCUUUCUUAACUGGUGUUUUAAUGCCUCAGACUUGCCAAAAAAUACUCAAAUGCAAUGGAAGACUAAACUAAAGCUCAGUCUAAAAUUUAUUUGUCCUUUCUAGCAACAUGAUAUAUUUCUGUAUGUAUUAUAUGCAUACUAGUCAUGGAAAGUGAA